Molecule: messenger RNA, 1374 nt
Organism: Aspergillus clavatus NRRL 1
Lineage: Eukaryota; Fungi; Ascomycota; Eurotiomycetes; Eurotiales; Aspergillaceae
Product: acyl-CoA dehydrogenase family protein
Exons: 3
Coding region: 1-1374 (457 amino acids)
Molecular function (GO): oxidoreductase activity, acting on the CH-CH group of donors; flavin adenine dinucleotide binding
Source: RefSeq, a predicted model, not a curated record
AUGGCGGACGUCUCCCCUAACCCAAUCCCCUUCUCCGAGCCUCCUUAUCUACGGGGUCUCCCAUCCCCAUACUACACCGCCAGUCAUCGCCAGUUCCAAAAAGCCUGCCGCAAGUUCAUGUGGGAGCAUCUCCUCAGCCAUGCAAUGGAAUGGGAGAAGCAGGGCACCGUCCCGGCACAUGUCUUCACGGAUUUCUGCAAGCAUCACAUGCUGCUGCCGAACCUCCCCGCCCCGCUGCCGAUAGCAUGGCUGAAGAGACUGGGGAUCCACGACAUCCUCGGGGUCAAAGUCGAGGAGUGGGAUUAUCUACACACGGGCAUCUACUGCGACGAGGUAGGCCAGGUCCCGGAACCAGAAUGCACGAAAGCUGACAUGGCACAGUUGGGCCGGUCGGGUCUGGCGGGACCCGGGGCGUCGUUGAACGCCGGGUUUGCCUUCGGGAUCCCCCCGAUCCUCAAGUAUGGAAGCGAGGAGCUGCAGGAGCGCGUGCUUCCGGAGCUUCUCACGGGGAAGAAGCGCGCGUGCAUUGCCAUCACGGAGCCGGAGGCUGGUAGCGAUGUUGCGAACAUUACAACGACGGCGACCAAAAGCCCCGAUGGGAAGUACUACAUCAUCAACGGGACAAAGAAAUGGAUCACCAACGGCAUCUGGUCCGACUACACGACCAUGGCCGUCCGCACCGGCGGGCCCGGGGCAGCCGGUCUCUCCGUCAUCCUGGUCCCCCUCAAGGGCCACCCGGGCGUAACCAUGCGUCGUCUCAAGGUCUCCGGCCAGCUCACCGGCGGCACGACCUACAUCGAACUGGAUGACGUGCAGGUGCCCGUGGGCAACCUGAUCGGGCGCGAAGGCGAGGGCAUGCGCAUCAUCAUGACCAACUUCAACCACGAGCGCCUGACGAUCGCGGUGGGUGUGACGCGACAGGCACGGGUGGCCCUUGCCUCGGCGGUGCAGUACACGAUGAAGCGCGAGGCGUUCGGCAAGACGCUCAUGGAUCAGCCGGUGGUGCGGCAUCGGCUGGCCAAGGCCGGAGCGGAGCUCGAGACGAUGUGGGCGUGGGUGGAGCAGAUCCUCUACCAGCUGUGCCAUCUGAGCAAAGAGGAGGCUGAUACGCAGCUGGGAGGGAUCACGGCACUGGCCAAGGCGAAGGCGGCCAUGGUGUUGAAUGAAUGCGCGCAGUGUGCGGUGCUGUUGUUUGGGGGCGCUGGGUUCACGGCGAGUGGGCAGGGCGAGUUGGUAGAGGCCAUCCUGCGUGAUGUUCCUGGCGCGCGAAUUCCUGGAGGUUCUGAAGAUGUUCUCCUUGACCUGGCGGUGCGCCAACUGGUCAAGAUCUACCAAGUGGGGGAGAAGAAACUGGCGCAGCAGGCGAAGAUGUGA